Messenger RNA from Kwoniella mangroviensis CBS 8507, 1080 nucleotides. RefSeq lists its product as uncharacterized. The transcript is spliced from 8 exons. The coding region runs from base 1 to 1080 and encodes 359 amino acids. Lineage: Eukaryota; Fungi; Basidiomycota; Tremellomycetes; Tremellales; Cryptococcaceae. The record is from RefSeq and is a predicted model, not a curated record.
AUGUCUUCUACAACUUCCGUACCAACUACAAUUUCCCUCUCUGAAUUACUGUUAGAUGCAGGAUCGGAAGAGCUGAACCGAAAGAUCGUAGCUGCUCUAGGAUCUGGACCAGGAUGUUUGGGAAUCAUAGUGAUCAAGGACCUUCCAUCGGACUUUCCAGAUCUUCGAGAGAAGCUAUUCCGGCUCGCUCAUCGAUUUGCAACCCUCCCAGAUGAGAUCAAAGAGAGAUUUACUAGUCCCGAAACUUCUUAUCUGUUCGGGUGGUCACACGGAAAGGAGAUAAUGAAUGGGAAACCUGAUACGCAGAAAGGAUCAUUCUACGCGAAUCCCUUAAUUGACGUUCCAGACGUAUCUGAUCAACUUCGCAAGGACCAUCCGGAAUAUUAUGCUGGAAAUGUAUGGCCAGAAGGGGUAGAGGGUUUAGAAGAAUUUGAGAAGACCUUCAAAGCUUUAGGUAAAAUCGUAUUUGAUGUUGGAAUCGCUCUAGCAAAGGCUUGUGAAAGAUUCGUCUCACCGACGAUAUCGAAUUCAUCUGGAACUGUCGCAUCCCUCAUCUCAUCUUCGAAAUGUAACAAAGCGAGAUUACUCCACUAUUAUCCUCAAGCGCCUUCGGGUAUAGCGGACGAAGAAGACGUACAGAAUGAUGCGUUAUGUGGAACCCAUCUAGAUCAUUCACUACUUACUGGUCUAUGCUCAGCAAUGUACCUCUACCUCUCUUCUUCGAACGAUGCUGACACCGAACCUCAAAUCGUAGAUUCACCAAAUGAUUCAACAGGACUAUGGAUCUAUCCUAGGAAUAGUAAAGACCCAGUCAAAGUUACUAUACCGCGAGAUUGUCUAGCAUUCCAAACAGGCGAAGCGUUAUCUUUAUUAACAUCCAACAAAUUAUCUGCUACCCCUCAUUUCGUCAGCGGUUCAACUAAAAGCCAUGAACCAGUUUCAAGAGAGACUUUCGCUUUUUUCUUACAACCCGACGUGGAUGAUGUGAUUGGUCCUGAUGGAGAGACGUUCGGGCAAUUCACUAAGAGGGUAUUAGGCAGACAUUAUGCGGAGAAGGCUGCUAAGGAAGCUGAAGAUUGA